Messenger RNA from Spirodela intermedia, 1593 nucleotides. The record is from the annotation of a GenBank genome assembly. Lineage: Eukaryota; Viridiplantae; Streptophyta; Magnoliopsida; Alismatales; Araceae.
AUGCAAACUUCCAAGAAAUAUGAAGGUUCAGACGAUUCUCAGCAAUUGUACUAUCAGCGUGGGAUGGACUGCCAGAAUCUACCACGGGACCUCCGCUCUUUGGACCAUUACUACGCCGACAGUGGGUCUCAUCUGAGUGGCACACCCCCGCAGGCAUUGCAGGAGCAGUACUGCACGCUAGAGUCCUCCGGAACUGCAGGUUAUUCAGCGUACCACUCACCCUGCACGCAGAGUCUCUCGAGCGGUAGCCCUACACUUCAGCAGGAUUACCAGUCAGACAACACCUACGGAUCGCCCAUAAACAACUCCUGCAUCACCGAGGAUCCAAAUUAUCUGAAGCACAAGAUGAGGGAGUUGGAGAACGCGGUGCUCGGGUCUGAUCUGGACAUUGUUGACAGCUCUGAUAGCGAUUUCCGAGGUCAGCCUUCUACGGACCCUGAAAUCUCAAGGCAGAUUAUGGAGAUUCCCUUUGGAGAUCUAAAUCAGAUGCUCAUAGCUUGUGCGAGGGCUGUUGCAGAUAACAAUGCCCUCAUGGUAGAAUUGAUCACGACAGAGCUGAGGCAGAUGGUUUCUGUUUCGGGGGAUCCGGUUCAGCGGCUGGGGGCUUACUUGUUAGAAGGUCUUGUGGCGAGGCUGGCUUCGACUGGUAGCUGUAUCUACAAAGCUCUGAAGUGCAAAGAACCUGCGAGUUCUGAGCUCCUAUCGUACAUGCACAUCCUUUAUGAGGUUUGCCCAUACUUCAAGUUUGGUUACAUGUCUGCAAAUGGUGCUAUUGCCGAAGCGGUGAAAGGUGAAAACAGGGUUCAUAUCGUUGACUUUCAGAUUGCCAUGGGGACCCAGUGGGUGACUCUGAUCCAAGCUCUGGCAGCGAGGCCCGGCGGGCCGCCUCAUGUGCGUGUCACUGGAAUCGAUGACCCUGUGUCAGCAUAUGCCAGAGGCGGCGGUCUCCAUAUCGUAGGACGCAGGCUGACCAGGCUCGCUGAAUUAUGCAAUGUGCCUUUCGAGUUUCAUGUUGCAGCUUUGAAUGGGUCUGAAGUGGAAGUCGAGCAUCUCGGCAUUCGACCCGGCGAGGCCCUGGCUGUGAACUUUGCGUAUCAGCUGCACCAUCUGCCCGACGAAAGUGUGAGCACGAGGAACCAUCGCGACCGAGUCUUGAGAAUGGUAAAGGGCUUGUCUCCCAAGGUGGUGACUCUCGUGGAGCAGGAAUCCAACACCAACACCUCCCCCUUCCUGCCGCGAUUCGCAGAGACUCUUACCCAUUAUACUGCAGUCUUUGAAUCGAUUGAUGUCCGGCUCCCGAGGGAAAGCAAAGAACGGAUCAGCGUGGAGCAGCACUGCCUAGCCAGAGACAUCGUCAACAUCAUUGCCUGCGAAGGCGCAGAGCGGGUGGAACGGCACGAGCUUCAUGGAAAGUGGAGGUCGCGAUUCACAAUGGCGGGUUUCACUCCUUACCCACUGAGCCCUCUGGUGAAUGCCACCAUCAAGUCUCUUCUGGAGAACUACUGCGAGCACUACAGGCUCGAGGAGAGGGAUGGGGCUCUGUACCUCGGGUGGAAGAACAGAGCCCUGGUCGUCUCCAGCGCCUGGAGAUGA